Molecule: messenger RNA, 1048 nt
Organism: Gamsiella multidivaricata
Lineage: Eukaryota; Fungi; Mortierellomycota; Mortierellomycetes; Mortierellales; Mortierellaceae
Exons: 1
Coding region: 277-735 (152 amino acids)
Source: RefSeq, a predicted model, not a curated record
UGUGGAGUCGCCGGUGUUCAUUAAGGAUCGUCAGACGGACUCUCAAGUUUCUUCCCUUUCCCAGCCAGCUACUGACAGCAAUCACAGCAGUUCGCUGCGGUCACCCAACAAACACAGCAGCUUGCUUUAACCACGACCCAAGGUCCGUCUUCACCUCAGGAAGAAGUCUGUCACUCUGUUUUGCCACGAACCCGAGUUCCCAAGAAAAACCGCCCUCGAUACUCGCUUAAACGACAAGGUCGGGCCAAAACGAAACGGCGAUCACCUACAGCAAAGAUGAAACAAUACGUCUGGAAGCCUUUCAAGGAGCCUGAACCCAAGACUGAGAAACCGAAGCCAAAGCAAAAGCAAAAGCCUGCGCCAAAAUCGUUAUCAACUUCAACAGCGAAAACCUACAAGUUGAAAAUCACUAGGAUGUUGGCCUACCAGCACCCGACGACCUCUCUGCACAUCGGCACUCUAUCCGCCAAUAUCGAGCAAGCUCUUCCCAGCCAAAACAGUCUCCAACACGAGGUGAAGUCUGUCCUCUUGGAUGCUGCAAGUGAGGCGGCUCGCAUCAAGCGCAAGGCCCAGAUGUUGAUUGGGAAGUACUUGGAAUGCCUGGUCGAAAAAGGACUUGAAAGACUGGAUGCUCAGGAUCGGACCUUUCUCGAUCUGAUAUGUCCGCGAGUCACCAUGAAGGAUGUCAAGAACAACGCCGAUGAUGCCGUGGAGGAAGACGAGGAUGGGGAUUAGAUUGCUGGCAUUGUGGACGAAGACGAGGAGGAUGAGGGCAAUGUUGAGGAGGAUGACACCGAUAUGGGAGGAUCAGGCGGGAGUGACCAAGCGCAGCGGCAUUUCCUUUCAAGCUUACUUGUUUAUCUGUACUCUGGCAACAUCCCAACAAAACAGGAGGUCGUCAAGUUCAUCAAGCGUCUUGAAGAACUUCAUCUGUACAAUCCGCCGCGGACUCGGGUUGAGAUCAACGAAAGAAUGCCGUUCACACCCACGGACCUAGUGCGAUCCGUAGUCGGACAGCUUAAAGCUGAGCUUAAACGAAUGUACAAGA